This is a messenger RNA of Ceraceosorus bombacis, 618 nucleotides long. The record is from the annotation of a GenBank genome assembly. Lineage: Eukaryota; Fungi; Basidiomycota; Exobasidiomycetes; Ceraceosorales; Ceraceosoraceae.
CGUUGAUUCGCCGCCUUGCGAUCUGUUCAAGUGGGAGGGGCUGUCUAGGAUGGUGGAGAGAAGACCCGCUAUCCGAUGCUCGCGGCCUGGAGGAUGGGAGACCUAUCGAGGGGUGUGCGAGUGAGUUGUCGCAGUGGUUAGAUGGGCAGUACUCAUAGUGCAAGCUCGCUCAUGCCCGACAUAGAGAAGGGGUCGAGGGAAGUGUCGAGGAGGCGAGGCGCUCACAUUGAUGCGUAUAGCGGGCUUAAGAUCCUCCAGUCACAAUCUUGGAUCAGCAACCUGCGCGCCUAAUUGCAACGAGGGCGGCGCCAGGCAACUGGCUGUGAGAUUGAUUCACCAUUCACGACUCUGGUCCUCAGCCCGCACUCGAUCACCGCCACCUUCCGCGCACUGUAGCCCCACGAUAAGCCGGGGUUGCCGCAAAGUAAUCAAUCCUCCGCCAUGCAACAGCCAGUCUGUGCUUGGCAAACAGCACACAUCCAGCCACAGCAGCUACGGUGCGGUGCGUACAGCAGCCCCUUGGCCUUUUGCUGCUGCUCCUAUAGCCGUAGCUGUUGCUGCUGUCUUUGCAUGGAAGAUUGAUCGAGGCGCUAUGUGCGUGCACCGAGUAUGAAGCGA